GAUAAUUUUAAUUUUAAGAUAAAAAGAAAGUAGUAUGCAUUAUUCACCAAGGAGACAUGGCCUAUUUUUACCACAGUGAGUUUCGUGGCAGUAAUUGUGAACCAAUCACAUUGACCCACGUCUCAUCCCUCGCCCAUUUCCUAUAUAAACCAUCCCCGAUCUUCUCUCGUUUCACCAUUUCACGAUUCUCUCCGAUUUCUUCUCUUCUUUCUCCUUUUCUCUCAUCGCGCGAUUUCGGGCCGGGUCCUACAUUUCUGGAGCCAUCACCGAAAUCUUCCGUCGACAGAGGAAAAUGACAGGAUCACUACUUUCAAGAUUGAUCCUCCGCCGAUCUUCACAGCAGCAGAACCGAUUCAUCUGGCAACGAGGCAUUUCUCAGUCGGCAGCGGAGAGGACGAAAGACUCCCUCCCCGCAGAACCACCUGUACUACCGGCGUUUGAUCACGUUCCGUCGCCGUACUCCGGUCCCUCUGGCAGCGAUAUCAUUGCCAAGCGUAGAGAGUAUCUUAGCCCUUCAAUCUUCCAUUCCUACAAAACGCCGUUGAACGUGGUGGAAGGGAAGAGACAGUACCUUUUCGAUGAAAACGGGAGGAGGUACCUUGAUGCGUUUGGAGGGAUUGCUACGGUGUGCUGCGGGCACUGCCACCCUGAUGUAGUCGCAGCAAUCGUGGAACAAACCAAAAAGUUACAGCACUCAACGAUUUUGUAUCUCAACCAUGCCAUUACUGAUUUUGCCGAAGCUUUGGCUUCUAAACUUCCCGGUAAUCUUAAGGUGGCAUUUUUUACCAACUCUGGAACAGAAGCAAACGAAUUGGCAAUGCUGAUAGCAAAGUUGCACACUGGAUGCAAUGACAUAAUUUCAAUUAGAAAUUCUUACCAUGGAAAUGCUAGUGGGACAAUGGGGGCCACAGCUCAAAGUAUCUGGAAAUUUAACGUCGUACAGACUGGUGUUCAUCACGCUGUUAACCCAGACCCUUACAGAGGUAUUUUUGGCUCUGAUGGAGAAAAGUAUGCAAGAGAUGUCCAAGAUAUCAUUAACUUUGGAACUUUCGGAAAUGUUGCUGCAUUCAUGUCUGAAUCUAUACAGGGAGUGGGGGGCAUUGUUGAAUUGGCGCCUGGUUACUUGUCUGCUGCCUAUGAUAGCGUUAAAAAAGCUGGAGGUCUUUGUAUUGCUGACGAGGUUCAAUCUGGGUUUGGUCGCACUGGUAGCCAUUUCUGGGGAUUUGAAGCCCAUGGUGUUCAACCUGAUAUAGUAACAAUGGCAAAGGGUAUUGGAAAUGGCAUUCCUCUCGGUGCUGUUGUAACUACUCCUGAGAUUGCAAAGGCCUUGACUCACAGAAAUUACUUUAACACCUUUGGUGGAAACCCUGUUUGUACAGCUGCAGGAUUGGCUGUUUUAAAAGUAAUAGAGAAGGAAAAGCUUCAAGACAAUGCAUUUGUAGUGGGAUCCCAUUUGAAAGAGAGGCUUAAUGCCCUCAAGGACAAAUAUGAAAUAAUUGGUGAUGUGAGAGGAAAAGGAUUCAUGCUUGGAGUUGAACUUGUCACUGACCGCGAACUGAAAACACCAGCAAAAGAAGAAACCCUGCAUGUGAUGGAACAAAUGAAAGAUUUAGGAGUGCUGAUUGGAAAAGGUGGCUAUUAUGGAAAUGUAUUCAGAAUUACACCUCCCUUAUGUUUCAGCAAAGAAGAUGCAGAUUUCCUAGUGGAUGCCAUGGACUACACCUUAUCUAGAAUUUGAACUGUGAAGCUUAAAUAAGAUGCAGUGUAAAUAAAUGUCAACAAUGUUUUAUGAUGUUAACUUAAACUCUAUUAGAUUAUCAUCUAUCUCGAUUCUAGCAAGUAAAAUUUAUAAAUUUUUCAUGCAGAUUUUAGACCUACAUAGUUGCAAAACCGCCUUGGUGGAAAAUGAAUGAGCCAACAAUUCGUUGUCUCUUAGUUA
Messenger RNA from Lathyrus oleraceus (garden pea), 1939 nucleotides. RefSeq names its product alanine--glyoxylate aminotransferase 2 homolog 3, mitochondrial. The coding region runs from base 293 to 1738 and encodes 481 amino acids. The transcript is spliced from 9 exons. The record is from RefSeq and is a predicted model, not a curated record. Gene Ontology annotation, molecular function: pyridoxal phosphate binding; transaminase activity. Lineage: Eukaryota; Viridiplantae; Streptophyta; Magnoliopsida; Fabales; Fabaceae. Gene Ontology annotation, cellular component: mitochondrion.